Messenger RNA from Cornus florida, 972 nucleotides. RefSeq names its product putative F-box/FBD/LRR-repeat protein At3g59240. The record is from RefSeq and is a predicted model, not a curated record. Lineage: Eukaryota; Viridiplantae; Streptophyta; Magnoliopsida; Cornales; Cornaceae. Gene Ontology annotation, molecular function: protein binding. The transcript is spliced from 6 exons. The coding region runs from base 1 to 972 and encodes 323 amino acids.
AUGGAUGCACUGCUUUCCAAUUACGCAAUAAACACAUUCAGGAUUUCUAUGUCAGAAUGCAAAGUUCUAUCCUCAAUUUUUACUCUUCCCAACCUGGCGUUUAAGCAAACGGUCACUGAAGUGAUGGAUUCAAUUUCAAAACGCCCGAAGCAUUUUAAGAAACUGAGAGUGGAAUGUAAUGAAGACAUGAUUAGCAACUUACCAGCAAGUCUCAUUGGCCAUAUCCUCUCUUUCCUUCCAACAAAGAAUGCGGUGGCAACGAGUGUCUUGUCAACCAAAUGGAAGUUUCUCUGGACCUCAAUCACUAAUCUGGACUUUGAUGAUUAUUCUUUAGUUUAUCGCGUAAUCUCCGAGAACUUCAUCUUUAACGUGUUCCGAGUCUGCCUCGUGAGCUAUUUACUUGUAGAAGUCUGGUGGUUGUUUUCUAGCUGCCCUGUGCUUGAAGAUUUGUCCAUGGAAGAAUGCAAUUGGAGAAAUAUUAAUGUUUUAAACAUUUCUGCUCCUCUUCUUAAGAGAUUAACUAUAAAAUGCGAAUGUUAUAGGGAUUCCGAUUCUAAGUACAAGAUUGUGCUUAAUACACCAAAUCUUCAAGACCUUGAGCACGGAGACUAUUUAGCAGAAGGCUAUUCAUUGAAUGAAUUAAAUGCUCUUGUCAAAGCAGACAUUUUUCUCGAUCGACUACCCAGCGAUGUUCCUGAUAGGUCAGAACUUGCUAUAUCAGAAAUUUUUGAAGGAAUAUCUAAAGUAAAGUUGCUUUUUUUAUGGGGUGGUUGGACGGAGAGAUUUGAGUUGUGCAGGUUAUCAUUACCAAAGUUUAACCAUUUGACUUAUUUGGAGUUUCAUGCAGAGCUUGAUGAUAUAUUUGUUGGAUGUGAAGGGUUACUAUAUUUUGUUGAAAGGUCGCCACGAUUGGAAACACUUAUUUUUAGGAGGCGUGGUAGGGAUGCGGUAGGAGUCCUCUACUCCGACUAG